Diachasma alloeum is the source of this 1749-nucleotide messenger RNA. RefSeq lists its product as uncharacterized. The record is from RefSeq and is a predicted model, not a curated record. Gene Ontology annotation, biological process: peptidoglycan catabolic process. The coding region runs from base 236 to 1675 and encodes 479 amino acids. Lineage: Eukaryota; Metazoa; Arthropoda; Insecta; Hymenoptera; Braconidae. Gene Ontology annotation, molecular function: N-acetylmuramoyl-L-alanine amidase activity; zinc ion binding. The transcript has 7 exons.
AAAAAUUGUCAGUAGGACGCGGAAAUCACAGUCACAAACAUCAGUCUCGUUACGGUGAAUUCCUGACACUCGGCGGGUCUGAAAGACUGCACGUGUUUGAGUCCGCGUUACAGAGUGGGAGUUGAACAGCCAAAUCGCAACUCUGGGACUUCCCUGUGCAAUCGCAAUAAUUUUUGCUUAAAUACACAGGCGCUUGGGUGGUAGCUCAGUACUGAACAACGAUUGUGAUACCACCAUGAGAACCGCAGUCCCUAUUCUCCUGCAGAUGUCGGUUAUUUGUCUUCUGCGGAGGGCUGCACAGAGUCUUCCCGUUGAUCCGAAAAUUAUUAGUUCUGGAGCCACUUGUCCGCGAAUAAUAACCCGCAGAGAGUGGAACGCGAGAAACGUGAGUGGUCUCGAGCCCCUGUGGACCACGCCAAUCCCUUACGUAGUAGUUCAUCACGGUGGGAUACUCCACUACUGCUACGAUCAGCCGGAAUGCUCGGCUAUCGUGCGAUCGUACCAGGACCUCCACAUAGACAAGAACCACUGGCUGGACAUUGGAUACCAUUUCGUCAUAGGGGAGGACAGCAACGUCUACGAGGGACGGGGUUGGGACUACGUCGGGGCUCACGCACCGGGAUACAAUUCCCAGAGUAUUGGAGUAUCAGUUAUCGGCGAUUUCUCUCAUUUCCUCCCGAAUGACGGAGCUCUCAAAGCCUUAGACGAACUAAUUGCGUGUGGAGUGGCGUUAGGAAAAAUAAGUCCGGACUAUCGAGUAAUAGGCCACCGUCAGGUCCGAGACACUGUGUGUCCCGGCGAGACAUUCUACAAGUACGUCAUGAAGAUGCCGAGGUGGACGGCGGAUCCCAUUCCAGUUUGCAUGUCGAACUGUGCAACGAACACGAGUAGUCACAGUGCUGAUGGGCUGAGACAUCCGUCUAACGAUAGCCACAAUGUUGUCACGUUGGUUCUAAUGGUGUCACGAAAUAAAAUUACGGAGGGGAACCCCGGAGUGACGCAGCAGAUAAAUAUCACGCGCACAAAACGGGUCAAUAUUUUUGUGCUGGCGUUAGUAUCUCGCUCCUCGUCGAAGAUGAAAGUUCUCGUGGCGAUUGUUUCGGUAAAUCUUGCGUUAAUAGCAUGGACGUGUCCGGCGGCUGGGUCCAGUGAAGAUGACUCCUCAGUUUCUCCGACAAUCGUAAGUAGAGCGCAAUGGGGCGCAAGAGCCCCGAACAAAACACCUGAAGGACUCGGAAUAAAUCCACCCCCAUUCGUCGUAAUCCACCACUCUGACUCGAACGGGUGCACCUCGCAAGCGAUAUGUCAGGCACGCGUCCGUUCAUUCCAGAAUUACCACAUGGACCACAAUGGCUGGGACGACAUCGGGUACAAUUUCCUGGUAGGGGAGGACGGCAAUGUCUAUGAGGGACGGGGGUGGGGGAUAAGAGGGGCGCAUUCGCCGAACUACAACGCGAAGAGUUUGGGAAUUUGUUUCAUUGGAAAUUUCGAAUCUCGCGAACCCCAACCUGCAGCAAUCAAAGCUGCCGAAGACCUGCUGGGAUUCGGUGUUGCGAAUGGAACAAUCAAGAGUGACUACACUCUACUAGGACAUCGUCAAACGAAAUCCACAACUUGUCCCGGUGAUGAAUUGUACGAGUUGAUCCAAACUUGGCCGCAUUGGAAAAGAAUAUGAUUUUUUACAAAAAAACAUAUUUUUACUAAAAAACAUUUGAAACUAAUUUAAGCAAUAAACUAAACUAAACUAAA